This is a messenger RNA of Boleophthalmus pectinirostris (great blue-spotted mudskipper), 2472 nucleotides long. It is a transcript of the gene nox5, whose product is annotated as NADPH oxidase, EF-hand calcium binding domain 5. The transcript is spliced from 16 exons. The record is from RefSeq and is a predicted model, not a curated record. Bases 1 to 2472 code for a protein of 823 amino acids. Gene Ontology annotation, biological process: defense response; superoxide anion generation. NCBI's taxonomy places the organism in Eukaryota, Metazoa, Chordata, Actinopteri, Gobiiformes, Gobiidae. Gene Ontology annotation, molecular function: superoxide-generating NAD(P)H oxidase activity; calcium ion binding. Gene Ontology annotation, cellular component: NADPH oxidase complex; plasma membrane.
AUGCUCAGGGGGGAUGCUCUGGGAAGAGAGGCUAUUGGUCUCUGGCCAGGGCAGGCCUUGGCCCUGUCCAUAUCUGCUUCUUUCUUCGCUGAGCGGUUCUUCGCACUCUUUGACUCUGAUGGGAGUAAAACCAUCAGCCUGGACGAGCUGCUGAAGGCUCUGGACCUGCUCAUCCACGGCUCUGAGACCGACAAACUGCGCUUCCUCUUCCAGGUGUAUGACGUGGAUGGCAGCGGUUCCAUUGACCCUGAUGAGCUGCGCACAGUGCUGAAGUCAUGUUUGAGGGAGAGCGCCAUCUCCCUGCCGGAGGAGAAACUGGAUGACCUGACGCUGGCUCUGUUUGAGUCUGCGGACAAAGACAACAGUGGCUCCAUCACCUUCGAGGAGCUCAAGGCCGAACUGGAGACCUUCCCUGAAGUCAUGGAGAACCUCACCAUCAGUGCGGCUAACUGGCUGAAGCCUCCGGUGGUGGACCAGAAGAAGCACCAGACCCCCCGGUACCUGACGGCUUCUUACUGGCACAACAACAGCCGCAAACUGCUGUUCCUGAUGGGCUACGUGCUGCUCAGUAUCGCCCUCUUCAGUACGGCCAUGUGGAGGAGCAAAGAGGGGGGCCCGUGGUACAUGCUCGCCCGGGGCUGUGGCCAGUGCCUCAACUUCAACUGUACGCUCAUCCUGGUCCUGAUGUUGCGGCGCUGUCUGACUUGGCUCAGGGCCACAUGGGUGGUUAAAGUCCUGCCUCUGGACCAGAACGUUCUCCUACAUCAGAUCGUGGGCUACGCCAUCCUCUUCUACACUCUGCUCCACACCUGCGCUCACCUCUUCAACUUCGCUAAACUGUCAGAGUCUGGAGAGUUCAGUUUCUGGGAGUACGUGUUCACCACUCGCCCGGGCAUCGGCUGGGUCAAAGGGACAGCGUCAGUGACCGGAGUCGUACUACAGGUCCUCAUCUUCCUCAUGGUCAUCUGCUCUCUGACCUUUGUGCGCCGCAGUGGUCAUUUUGAGGUGUUUUACUGGUCCCACCUGUCGUACGUGUGGGUCUGGACUCUGCUUGUGAUCCACUGUGCCAACUUCUGGAAGUGGUUUGUGGUCCCUGGGCUGGUUUUCCUUUUGGAGAAGAUCAUCGGAAUGGCUCGCUCGCGGAUGGGAAGCCUCUACAUCACUGAAGUCAACCUGCUGCCGUCUAAGGUAACUCAUCUUGUGAUCAACCGUCCUCAGUUUUUCCAGUUCAAACCUGGAGAUUACGUCUACAUCAACAUCCCGGCCAUCGCCAAGUACGAGUGGCACCCUUUCACCAUCAGCAGCGCCCCCGAGCAGUCAGAUACCCUGUGGCUGCACGUGCGUUCCCUCGGCCAGUGGACCAACCGUCUGUACGAAUACUUUAGGCAACCAGAGCUCCACGACAGCCCCAAGAGACUGAGCACCAGCCUGAGGAAGAAGAGGCAGGACUCCAAAACACAGGAGGCACUGUUUUGCUCCACAGACUGUCUGGGGACUGUGGCGUCAAAUGAAGACGAAGCCGUAGAGCUGACAAUGUACCGACACAAUGGAAUCGAACCAGAGCCGAUCGAGAAUGGGAUCAAACCAGUCCAGAGUCCAGAGAUUGAGACUAUAACCAGCCAGAGUCCAGCAACCGGGACAAGAGCAAAUCAGAGUCCAGAGACCAGGACUAGACCUAGCCAGAGUCCAGAGACCUUGACAAGAGCCAAUCAGAGUCCAGAGACCGAUUCCAGUCCAGAGGAGACCAUGGGAGCCCUAGACCAGCUGGGGCAGACAGAGAGAGGAGAGGCAUUCAACCACAAAGAGGUCAGAGAAGAGGUGCCUUCCAGGUUUGGUGAAAACCACAGAUUCUGCAACAUCAAGUGUUACGUGGAUGGACCGUACGGGACCCCCACCAGGCAAAUCUUUGCCUCUGAACACGCUGUCCUCAUCGGGGCCGGGAUCGGAAUCACCCCCUUCGCCUCCAUCCUCCAGAGCAUCAUGUACAGAUAUCGAAUGAGGAAGCAAAACUGCCCCAACUGCAGCUACUCCUGGUGCGAGAACAUUAAAGAUGGCGACAUGAAGCUACGCAAGGUGGACUUUAUCUGGAUAAACCGAGAUCAGAAAUCAUUUGAGUGGUUUGUUAGUUUACUCACCAAACUGGAGUUGGACCAGGCCGAUGAAGAGCCCGAUGGGCGUUUCCUGGAGAUGCACAUGUACAUGACAUCAGCGCUCAGUAAAAACGACAUGAAGGCCAUCGGACUGCAGAUGGCACUAGAUCUCCUCGCCAAAAAAGAGAAGCGGGACUCCAUCACGGGACUGAGGACCAGGACACAGCCGGGGCGUCCUGAGUGGGGCAAGGUUUUUCAGAAAGUGUCAGAAGAGAAGAAAGGAAAAGUGCACGUCUUUUACUGUGGCUCUCCGGCUCUUGCCAAAGUCAUCAAAGCCGAGUGUGAAAACUUUGGGUUCAACUUCUACAAAGAAAACUUCUGA